Molecule: messenger RNA, 278 nt
Organism: Tuber aestivum (summer truffle)
Lineage: Eukaryota; Fungi; Ascomycota; Pezizomycetes; Pezizales; Tuberaceae
Source: the annotation of a GenBank genome assembly
GAAAGUACAGUGAAUCAGAGGCGAUGAACCGGCACGCACUGGAGGGGCGCGAGAAGACUCUUGGGCCAGACCACCCUCACACCCUAACGAGCGUCAGCAACCUGGCUGCUGUGCUGCGAUGCCAAGGAAAGUACAGUGAAUCAGAGAUGAUAGAUCGGCGUGCACUGGAGGGGAGCGAGAAGAUUCUUGGACCAAACCACCCCGACACCCUAACACAUGUCGGCAACCUUGCUCUCGUACUGCAAUCCCAAGGAAAAUACAACGAAUCAGAGGCGAUG